This is a messenger RNA of Tarenaya hassleriana, 1614 nucleotides long. Its product is annotated as anthocyanidin 3-O-glucoside 2'''-O-xylosyltransferase. The record is from RefSeq and is a predicted model, not a curated record. Gene Ontology annotation, molecular function: UDP-glycosyltransferase activity. Lineage: Eukaryota; Viridiplantae; Streptophyta; Magnoliopsida; Brassicales; Cleomaceae. The coding region runs from base 23 to 1429 and encodes 468 amino acids. The transcript has a single exon.
UUUAAAAAAAAAAGAAAAAGAAAUGGAGAGGUUUGGAACAGAGGGCUCAAGCAUGAGCAUAGUGAUGUAUCCGUGGUUAGCUUUAGGUCACAUGACUGCGUUCCUUCAUCUCUCCAACAAAUUGGCAGAGAAAGGACACAGAAUCGUUUUCUUGCUUCCCAAGAAAGCUCGAGCCCAUCUCGAACCCAUCAAUCUCCACCCUAAUCUCAUCACUUUCCGGACCAUCUCCAUCCCUCACGUCCAUGGCCUUCCCCUCGGCGCCGAGACCAAUUCCGACGUGCCCAUCUUCUUGACCCAUUUGCUGGCUGUUGCUAUGGACAGGACGCGUCCUGAAGUCGAGACCGUUGUCCGAACAGUCAAACCGGACUUGGUCUUCUACGAUUUCGCCGAUUGGGUCCCUGGAAUCUCUGCACCGGUCGGUGCCAAGACUGUUUGCUUCGACACCGCGAGCGCAGCAUCUAUAGCAUUGACCUUAGUCCCUGCGGCUGCUCGUGAAAUGGCCGAUGGUGCGAUGCUUUCAGGGGACGAGCUCUCGAGGCCACCUCCUGGUUACCCAUCUUCGAAAGUGGUAUUGCGUGCGCAUGAAGCAAGAACUCUAGGGUUUCUAUGGAAGCGGUUCGAGGGUCUGGUUUCGUUCUUCGAAAAGAAAGUCUCUACACUUAGAAACUGCGACGCCAUUGCCAUAAGGACUUGCCGGGAGAUCGAAGGAAAGUUCUGCGAGUUCAUCUCUAGCCAAUACAACAGACCGGUUUACCUGACAGGACCUGUACUUCCAGACACCAAACCGAGCGAUCAGGCAGCAUUGGAACCGAGGUGGGCAGAUUGGCUAAGUAAAUUCGAGCCUGGCUCGGUCGUGUACUGCGCCUUCGGAAGCCAACCUGUACUGGACAAGCUCGAGCAAUUUCAAGAAGUGUGUUUAGGGCUUGAACUCACAGGUUUACCUUUCUUGAUUGCCUUAAAGCCUCCUUCAGGGUUCUCGACAGUGGAAGAAGCCUUGCCUGAAGGGUUUGAAGAGAGGGUCAAAGGAAGAGGAGUUGUGUACGGAGGGUGGGUCCAGCAGCCAUUGAUAUUGGACCACCCGUCGGUCGGUUGCUUCGUUAGCCAUUGCGGGUUCGGGUCAAUGUGGGAAUCUCUGUUGAGGGAUUGCCAGAUAGUGUUGGUUCCUCACCUCGGGGAACAGAUCUUGAACGCUAAGUUAAUGUCAGAGGAGAUGGAAGUGGCUGUGGAGGUGAAAAGGGAAGAGAAUGGAUGGUUUUCCCGGCACAGCUUGAAGGACGCAGUGAAGAGCGUGAUGGAUAAAGACAGUGAAAUCGGAGAGAUUGUGAGGAAGAACCACAAGAAGUGGAAAGAUGUAUUGGGUGAGUCUGGUUUUUCAGAGAGUUAUAUCAGUAAGUUUGAGCAAAGCUUGCUUCAACUCCUCAUUCCAUGAUUUCGAUCUUCACGUAAACUGAGUCAAAUGAAUCCAAGUUAAUUCCGUUAAGUUCUUCGAUUUCAGUUAUGUUUCUAUGAUUCUCUGCAACUUCUGUAAAUCCGUUGAAAGCGUUGAUAUACUAAAACGAAGCCCAACUGUAUUCUUGAACUGAAUGUUCGGUUUCUUAAACAAUGAAUUAUGAA